Molecule: messenger RNA, 1563 nt
Organism: Camellia sinensis
Lineage: Eukaryota; Viridiplantae; Streptophyta; Magnoliopsida; Ericales; Theaceae
Product: glutathione S-transferase T3
Biological process (GO): dephosphorylation
Source: RefSeq, a predicted model, not a curated record
AAGGCCAAAUUGCUUCGAAGCUUUGUAUUAUUCUAAUCGACACCUCAAUAGUUUUCUUCUUCUGUACUGGUUUUGCGAUUUGUCAGUUUCCUCUUUCUUGUUGAUUUUUUUUAAAACCGUUUUGGUUGUCUUCUAUUUCCUAACAGACCUGGUUAUUCUAUAAUCUUCCUAUCUUGUUCUCUUACCCUAUUUACAAAAUUACUUUCAAAAAUUACUCAUACCGUUGAAACCCUUUUAACAAUUGUCAAAUCUGAACAAGAUUUUAGUUUCAAUCUUGGAUCUUGGGUCAAGAAAAAACAUGGGUUUUGGUUUAUUUGUGCUGAUAGAAAUGAAGCCAACAGUUUUGUUCUUGGCAUAUUGAGAAAUUACUUCAAAUUGCUCAAUAAUGUUGAAACCCUUUUAACUAUUAUCAAAUCUGAUACCAGUUUUUUGGUUUCAAUCUUGGAUUUUGGGUCAAGAAAAAAUAUGGGUAUUGGUUUAUCUGUGCUGAUAGCAAUGAAACCAACAGUUCUGUUCUUGGCAUGUUGAGAAAUUACUACAAAUUUCUCAUACUGUUGAAAUUUGAAAAUAAUCAAACCUGAACCAAAUUUUUAGUUUCAAUCUUGUAUUUUGAGUCAAGAAAAAACAUGGAUUUUGGUUUAUCUGUGCUGAUAGCAAUGAAGGCAACAUUUCUGCUCUUGGCAUUUGCAUACCUUAGAACCCUUGGCUUCACAUUGUUGUCACUACCCUUAUUAUAUGCCUCUUUGGUGUCUAUGUUGCUCUCAAUUGCUUCUCACCCACUCCUUAAUCUUCCAAUGCUUUUGGGUAAAAACCCAGAUGGGACAUUCCCAAUUUGGUCAUUGAUUAUGUUCAGUCCAUAUCUGUAUUUUGUCCGAGGUUUCUCGGUGUUGCGAAGACUGUGGAGUAGGAAAGCUCCUUACAGUGAAAUUUGUGAGGGUUUGUAUGUUGGAGGGUGGCCUUACUCACCUGAAAAAUUGCCUCCUGGUAACCCUGCUAUUGUUGAUUGUACUUGUGAAUUGCCUAGGAAUUUGGAGUUUUCAGGACAUGCAUAUUUGUGCAUUCCAACUUGGGAUACGAGGGCUCCUCAGCCACGUGAAAUUGAAUCCGCGGUCUGGUGGGCUUGUAGGAAGAGAGCUCAGAAAAUACCAAUCUUCAUUUACUGUGCAUAUGGUCAUGGACGAAGCGUUGCGGUGAUGUGUGCACUGUUGGUAGCCCUAAAUGUGGCAGAAGAUUGGAAAAAUGCCGAGAAAUUAAUUCGAGAUAAGAGGCCUUAUAUUCAAAUGAAUUCUCUUCACCGUAAAGCCUUGGAUGAAUGGUCAAUGAACCGGUUGUCUGCUCCCAAAAGGGAGGAAGAAGUUGGUGUAAGUUCUGAAAUUUUUCUAAUGCUUCUGGACAUUCUCAAUCGGAUAGGCCACAUAGAAAACUUUGAUUGGCUAUUCUCCAUUUCCAUUUACUUUUAGUUCUUAUCUUCCAUCUGUUUGCUAGGAAGGAUUUUAUUGUUGACAUUACCUUUCUGUAUAAAUUGGUUAUGAAAUAUGAUUUUGUUGUUCUUUAUUGCUUCAA